UAAAAUUUUAAAUCAGUUGUCAAAAAGUUUACUAAAUUCCAUUUGUUUUGCAAAUAUUAAAUUUAAUAAAACGCGCACUAAUCCGAAGUCAAUUUUAAAAUGAUUUCAUCCGAUAAUGAAAGUUUAGACGAUGAAAUUAAAGAGUUAUUAGAAAAUUAUAAAUUCAAAAAGGCAACUAUAUAUGAACCAUGUACAUUAAAGAACUUUAAAGAAUGUUUAAUCAGACUGAACGAGGAAUUCUCUCUGUUAAAUAUAGAUUACAUUUUCAACCCACAUAUAGAUGUUGAAAAUGAUACUUUAAGUCCAGGUGCCAUCGUAAAACUAAUAAAUUCAGUUUGGACACUGUUACAUCACUUUAAGAAUGUUUCGGAUAAAGUUGAAGGCUUAGAAGAGCAAAAUCAUAUUCUGGAAAAUAACAACAAACAUCUAAAUUACACAAUUGAAAGAUUAAAUGUGAAGUUGAGCACUGAAAAGAAUGAAUCAAAAGCAUGUGUUGCCUCUGCACAGCGAGCUUCAGAUCAGUCUAAUGAAAUAUAUCAAAAGCUAUUGGACUCAAAGAUGAAAUUGAAUCAGUUAACUAAGCAAAAAGAGACUAAUGAAAAGUACUUGCAGAACAAAAUAGCAAGACUACAGCUUGAAAACAAUAAGAUUUUAGAUAGACUAAGGAAUAAAUCAGACAACUUCACACCUUGCGCUGAUAUUUGUGAUUCAACACUCAUGCAGCUGAAAGAGCGUGAACGAAAACAAAGAGCAGUAAUAGCUCAGCUACAAGCUAAUAAUCAAGAUUUACUAAGAGAAGUAUUGGCUCUCAAGGAGGAGCUCAUUCUUGAAGGACUUGGUGGUGUGAAAAUUAAAUAGCUUGCAACAAAAUCUAAUAUAAUAAUAGCAUAAGUAUUAAUUGUCUUAAUUAAUUGAUCUCUUAAAAUAUUAAAAUGUAGAUUUCUAAUUAUAACUAAUCCUGAUGGUUGUGUUAACAUUAUUAAUAAAUACUGUAAAAAUCGUUAUUUUAAUACCUAUUUUUGUGAUG
This is a messenger RNA of Vanessa tameamea, 1027 nucleotides long. RefSeq lists its product as uncharacterized. The transcript is spliced from 4 exons. The record is from RefSeq and is a predicted model, not a curated record. Bases 100 to 858 code for a protein of 252 amino acids. NCBI's taxonomy places the organism in Eukaryota, Metazoa, Arthropoda, Insecta, Lepidoptera, Nymphalidae.